Messenger RNA from Fusarium sp. VM40, 804 nucleotides. The record is from the annotation of a GenBank genome assembly. NCBI's taxonomy places the organism in Eukaryota, Fungi, Ascomycota, Sordariomycetes, Hypocreales, Nectriaceae.
AUGAGAACUAGAAGUGGAACCGAUACCCACAAGGACAACACCACCUCUCCAAAGCCUCGAGGUCAGAAGAGACAAUCUAGCAACACAGACUCGGCACCAGGACCAAAGGCCAAGCAGGCAAAAAACACCAAGAAAUCCAAUGCGGAUGCCUCACCGUCGACGCCUGAGAAAGACAAGCCAACGCUCACAGAGAAGGAUCUUGAAUUUGACUUUGACCACUCUCAAAUCCGAGAUCCCCGAGCAACCCCAGGUCGCGUCAAGCGUCCACGCUAUGAAGAACGCGAGUUGAGCGAAGAGUUUCUAUCAAAGUUCCAUAUCCCCAAGUCAAGGAACAAGCACACAGACCCAUUAUACAGUUUCUACGAUCUACACAAGUGUCACAAGAAAGGCCCUAAUGGCUCUCCGACAUACGACAGCGCGGGCUUCCAGCUUGACUACAAGAAGGUCGAGAAGUGGAUGAAGCCAGUGGCCUAUAACAAGAAGUCUAUAGUAAAUGGCAUGGAGAGAAGACUCAAGAAGGUUGAGGAAGAGAGAGAGGUAGCGUACAAGGCCUUUUUCGUGGAUGGUAAGGGUCCUGAGAACGACAAGGGGGCUGAUACCAUGAUCAUGGACCAGAUCAAGGAUCAGGUAUCUAAGGAUCCGGGCGUACCUUGGCAUCAAAUCGAUUCGAAGCAGAUGAAGAAGUGGGAGGAGAAGGGGUUUGAGAAGGUCAAGGCGGAUGAGUGGUGGUCUAGGCCGAACGAGGUUGAGAGGAACAGAUUUACGAAGAUGCUUGGCGGUGCGUCUCUGCGUAAGAAUUUGUAA